AUGCCUCCGCUCUAUUCUACGAUAAGUAGCGAUGACGACGAUGACAAAUCCAACAACCUUCACUACCCCGUCAUAAGACGGACGACCUUGAGGUCGUCGCCAAAUGGAGACGUCCUUGUCUCGCGGCGGGUGAAUCAACGCUCCUCUAUCACGGUCCAAGUCAGUAGGACUAUUACUGAAAAGGACAAUGAGGACGACACCGACUCCGGGUCUGAGUCUACAUCUACAUCUGAUGAUGAACGCAUCGAUAAAGAGGAGGAAGAGCUAGACAUCGACACCCCAAACAAGGGACCUAUGACGCGUUCGAGAUCUCGAACGGAAACAACAGAAAGCCCCGUCGACAUCAACGGUGGUAUUGACGACGAUCUCCUGGCGUUGGCUCGCAAAUUGAAAGUGGCCGAAUCUCGCAACAAUCUUGAGCAAUUAUACCCACCGCAGUUUCGGGAGUCUUCCAUACCGCCGUAUAUCCCUGAACACGUCAUUCUAGACGAAUUUGCGGCAACAGAAGAUCACUCCCAGUUAGCUGAGGAAGAAGAUCUCUUCAAUGAAUUCGUCUUACAGGACUUUCACGUCUACCGUGCUCCGGGGCAUGCCAAAAAGGGAUUUGACGGCAAGUACGAGUCGUUGUCGACAGUUGCAUCUGAAAAAAAUCAGUCUCACUGGCUCAUCGACGGCUUUCUCGAACACAAUGGUACUCGACGACGGCUUUUCGCAGCACAGAUCGUCCGUGUCAAUAUAGGUGGGCUGGAGGACCUCCAGCAAGCUUCCACCGAGAUCUGGGUUCGAACACAAGAGGGCAGAUCCAAGGAUUAUUGGUAUCGCCUUCGGCGUCCCUCCUCGGACUAUCAAUCAUACUGGACACGCUUCGUGUGGCUUGCCAACUUUUUCAAGUACUUUGUCGAUUUCCUUCAUGUCCAUAGUGAAGGUGUGUCACUGCACGACUUCAAGUCUAAGUUCCGCAGUUGGUUACAGCGCUUGCAUGGCGACAAUGUAAAUCAUUGGCAGAGUCAGUGUGACUUUCGUGAGGAUUUUACCCACGACGUGAUACGCCACUGUCAAUUCAUUCGAGACCAAACUUACCGGGCGUACAAGAAGGACUUAUCUCAGCUGGAGGCCAUAAUGAGUCAUCCGAUCUGGGAAGAAAUUGGCGUUGGCCAGUUCAGCUACAACGAAGUGAUCAGAGCGGAAGAGGAGAAGACUACUGUGACAGCUAACGUCGCUCACUUGUUCCUGAAGGCAUCUCCACAUUGGCAAACUCAGUUUGAGCUUCUUGAGGUUGUGCAGAUAUGUCCACAAGUUGAAUCAGUCAGACAAGAGAGGGCGAGGAAGUGGAAUUUCGCUCAAAAGCUGGCUUACGAUCAGACGUACAAUUUCGUCCGCUCCGGCAAAGACAAGAUUUCGAGAGCUGAAUAUCUACUUGAAAACGCCGAAGGCCACCGCCCUGUGCCAGUUCGAUUGGUUGAUAACUUGCUGAGAAAAAUUGUUAUCAUCAAGUUGGACGACGUCAGUCACAGCGAGAAGUAUAGGUAUGCUUGGGUCAGGUCCGCGUCGAGGUCUACUAAGACUAUCGGCGUGGUUUGGCUUGUAUUACCCUCUGAAGCCGUUUGUUGCUCGUUCACAGGAAAGGUCUUCUACCCGAUUGGCGAUGAGCUUAUCUUCUCUGACAAAUGCAACUGUGACGAAAUUCAUAUCGAAAAUGUUGUGGACGUUAUUGAUGCUUCUGUGUUCACCGAUCAUGCGGAAGAUGGCUCUCAAUUGUUCGUCCAAUGUCUCUAUAAAGAGGGCGAGGAAGCGAUUGUCAAUGCAAAUGAAGAAGACCUCGCAUGUCGAUGUCGUAGCACCAGAAAAAGAAAUCAGGUCCAAACGCCUCGGCCGCCAUCAAGCAUGCAUCUCCCGAAAAUGCAGACUCUGUCUUUAUUCUCGGGCUGUGGUCUCUUCGACUAUGCUUUCAAAGCUACUGGCUUUGUUGAAAUCGUUCUUGGUAUAGAUUGUUUCGAGAUGGCUAUCCGAAGUCACCAAGCUAAUGAGAACGACCCAAGCAAAAAGACGCGAUAUAAGAUUGGGUCCGUUUGCGAAUGGCUGUCGAAGUUCGCGUCAGGGCAAGAACCUAUGAUCAGUAUUGACUGCAUUAUAGCAGGCUGUCCCUGUCAAGGCUUUAGCACUGCGAACCACCAUAAGCAUGAGCGCAAGGGGCAAAAGAAUUGUUCUUUACUUGCCAACCUCUUGUCCUGGAUCGAGAUUUUCAUGCCGGCGUAUGUGGCCAUCGAAAACGUACCAGCCAUGGACAGUCCACAGUCUAGUGCAUGCUCGCAUGCGAUUACCCACUUGGUUUCGCUGGGCUAUCAAGUGCGAAAGGAUGUUUACAAGGUGUCCGACCUUGGUGGAGCUACUCAUCGGAAGAGGCUGAUUAUCGUCGCUGCUGCUCCAGGUGCGAUUCUGCCUGAUGCUAUACCCAGAACGCAUGGUAGAGGGCUGGCACCGGUUAGAACGGCGGAGGCGGUGAUGCGCCAUCUACCGCCUCUACAUAACGAUACGAUCCUCAACAUUCAGAAUCCGAAUCACAUACCCAUUGAUCGACUCGCCGUCGAUCUUGAUAACGAAGUCUCUCGAUUGAAAAUCGUGCAACAAAUACCCACUCGACCAGGUGGGACGUCAUUGAUGACGGCUUACAACCAGGGACUAUUUUCUCGAUCUGAACGGAGAUGGAUACGUAGCUUAAAUGAGACACAGCAGGCGAAAGGCUCAAAAUCCUUCAAACGAAUCAACCCGGAUAAACCCUUCCAGACGAUCACCACAAAAGUUAAUCUGCUUUGCAGUAAAAUGGGACAGUUGCUACAUCCCUUUGAGCAUCGCGCGCUGUCGCUCCAGGAAAUCCGCCUUGCAUUCGGCGUCCCUGAUUCGUUCCUACUGGUUGGCAAGGUGGCCGACCAAGUCAAAAUGCUCGGAAACAGCGUGCCCUGGAAUCUGGGUGCUUCGGUCGGUCGCCAAAUCGGUCGAUGCUGGUCGGCUAGUCUCCAGAAGAGAGGGAACGGUGGCACCGCUGCAGUCAACGUCAAGAAAGAGCCGGCCGUUACAGGGCAAAAGAUCAGCGUUGUGAUUCCAAAAACUGCGCCGCGGCGGCGUGCGAGACCAGUGAUCGAGGAUGAGAGUGAUGGUGACAGCGAGUCAUCAGUUGAAUACCUUGGGACGAGACUCGCAAAGAAACCGCGUGCAGAUUGA
This is a messenger RNA of Exophiala xenobiotica, 3219 nucleotides long. RefSeq lists its product as uncharacterized. Gene Ontology annotation, molecular function: DNA (cytosine-5-)-methyltransferase activity. The transcript is spliced from 2 exons. Bases 1 to 3219 code for a protein of 1072 amino acids. The record is from RefSeq and is a predicted model, not a curated record. Gene Ontology annotation, cellular component: nucleus. NCBI's taxonomy places the organism in Eukaryota, Fungi, Ascomycota, Eurotiomycetes, Chaetothyriales, Herpotrichiellaceae.